Bactrocera latifrons is the source of this 3194-nucleotide messenger RNA. It is a transcript of the gene nito, whose product is annotated as putative RNA-binding protein 15. The record is from RefSeq and is a predicted model, not a curated record. The transcript is spliced from 4 exons. Gene Ontology annotation, molecular function: mRNA binding. Gene Ontology annotation, biological process: regulation of alternative mRNA splicing, via spliceosome. Gene Ontology annotation, cellular component: nucleus. Bases 162 to 2471 code for a protein of 769 amino acids. Lineage: Eukaryota; Metazoa; Arthropoda; Insecta; Diptera; Tephritidae.
CUUCAUGAAUGCGUAAAGUCGUUUUUAAUACUCUGUAUGAGUUUUGAGUAAAAUAUUAUAUAUUUGUGGGAAAAUUUCAACAAAAUUGUAAAAAUUUUGUGAAUUUAUAAACGGCUGAACUAUAAAUAGUCCUUUCAGAGUAAUAAUAAUUUUACAACAGUAUGAAACGCAGUGCUUCAGGAGAUUCACCAACCAGGAGCAAUCAUUUAGGAAGAUCUUCCCACGGUAGAACUAUAAUGGGUCGCGGUUAUGAUAAUGGUAGCGGAGUUCCAGGCGAUUCUCCCGAACGCAUGUCUCCAGAUCGCCUACGACGUCGGAUAGGUCGGUCACCAAGUCCACGAGCACGUUAUGGUGUUUCACCUCAUCGUGAAGAAUAUUUACGUGGGCCCCCACCAGUGGCGGAAAGACCAACGUACAAGGUGCUAUGUGUCAGUGCUUUGCAUCCUAAAGCUUCCGACGAUUUCAUUAAAGAAACAUUGUAUCGUGAAUACAAGAAAUUCGGUGACUUCAGCAUUCGCAUAUCUCAUGAUUUGGACGAACGUGUUGCUUACGUUUGUUUUAGAACGUCUGAGGAUGCACGUGAAGCAAAACAUCAUAAGCCGCGUAUUGUAUUGUAUGAUAAAAUGGCAUUGGUGGAACCAGUUUACGAAUCUUCUUCACAUAAUGAAUACAGGCCUCGUGGACGUUCGAUAACUCCCCCUGACUACGAUCGAUAUCAUUAUCCACGUUCGCCUAUGGGUCCGACUGGUCCAAUAGAACAUCGUCGACCACCGAUCGAUCCGUAUGACCGUUAUGGGCCACCCAUGCAUCCGCAUGGACGUUCACGGGAAUAUCGUGGACCAAUUCAUCACGAAUAUCCACUUCCCCCACGUGGACCACCAAUGCAUCGUGUGCCACCACAUAUGCAUGGACCACCGCCACCACAUCAGUAUGCACCUAUGCGUCAUAUGGGACCUCGUCCACAUGUUCCAUAUGAGAAGCCCGAAAGCAAGAAAGACAAAUUUCCUAAUUAUUUGCAUCAUGUUCAACCAGAAGACGACCCACUUGCAACACGGACUCUAUUUGCUGGUAAUUUAGAAGUAAAUAUUUCGGAUGAAGAGUUGCGUCGUAUAUUCGGUAAAUACGGUAUUGUUGAUGAUAUUGAUAUAAAGCGGCCUCCACCAGGUACUGGUAAUGCUUUUGCUUUCGUACGUUAUCAAAAUCUAGACAUGGCACAUCGUGCUAAAAUAGAGCUUUCCGGUCAAUAUAUUGGAAAGUUCCAAUGCAAGAUUGGUUAUGGUAAAGUAACACCAGCUACUCGUAUAUGGAUCGGUGGUUUAGGUGCUUGGACUUCUGUUACCCAAUUGGAACGGGAAUUUGAUCGUUUUGGUGUCAUAAAGAAAAUAGAAUAUCAAAAAGGCGAGACAUGUGCAUAUAUACAAUAUGAAACCAUCGAGGCAGCCUCUGCUGCAGUGAAAGAAAUGCGCGGUUUUCCUUUGGGUGGACCCGAGCGUCGUUUGCGUACUGAUUUUGCUGAAUUACCUGGAACCACUCCAGCUGCACCAUUUAAAUCAAAGAGCUAUGAUGAGGCACCUGAAUAUAGGCGUCCAGAGUAUGACUAUCAUUAUGAAGAGACACCACAUUAUGCUCCACGAGGUGGGUAUGCACCUUAUCCACCACGAGGUGGUUAUAGGGGUCGCGGUGGUUACCGCGGUCGUGGACGUGGCUCAUACCAUGUCUACCAUAAUGAUGUGCAUCGUCCGAUUCAUGGCAGUUCUACGUCGUCGAUGCCACCACCUGCUGGAGCUGAAGAUGAAUGGCGUCGUCCGCCAGGCGAUUCAUAUGAGCGGGCACGUUCUGGUUCACGUGAACCCGGUGCUGAUCGUUCACGUUCACGCUCUCCUCACAAACGCGCACAUUCACCCGAGUCGGACUCGGAUUCUUCUUCACGUCGAAACGGUGCAUUGAGUACAGCACGUACUUUGCCUGAUAUUUCCCGUAAGUGCACUGUUGUAUGGCAAGGUGCACUCAUAUUAAAGAGUUCACUAUUCCCGGCUAAAUUCCAUAUGACGGAUGGAGACGGCGACAUUGUCGACUCCUUAAUGCGCGACGAGGAAGGAAAACAUAACUUGCGUAUUACGCAGCGUUUGCGUCUCGAUCCACCAAAAUUAGAGGAUGUUCAAAAACGCAUAAGCUCGUCAUUGUCCCAUGCAAUAUUUUUAGGUUUAGCUUCAUCAGCUGCAACCACUCUGGAGGAUAGCAGCGUACAAACGCGUCCACUACGUAAUUUAGUGUCGUAUUUAAAGCAAAAGGAAGCUGCCGGUGUUAUCUCACUGUUGAACAAAGAUACUGAAGCCACUGGAGUGCUAUACGCUUUCCCACCAUGUGACUUUUCUACGGAACUACUGAAGCGUACAUGCCAGAGUGUAACUGAAGAGGGUCUAAAGGAAGAUCAUCUUGUGGUAGUAGUUGUAAGAGGUGGAACUGCUUAAAAUCGAUAACGCGUAGUCCUUCGCCGAUUUUUUAUUAAUUGUAAAUCACUUUGAGUGCGCUAAAAUAGUGAAUAUGGACGCGUCGGUAGUGAUAUUUAAAUAAUACCGAAGAGUUAAGGUUGAAGCAAUUAAACAUCAAAUUUUGAAUAACAAUAAGUUCGCUGUAUUGAUUCUACAACAACAUAUUCAUUUUAUAGAAAGCGAAUAAAAAGUUCAGACCUCUGAAUGGCUAAGCAGUCUUAUUAGGCCAGAAGUCUGUCAGUUUAUUUGGAACUGAUAAAAGUAUAUAAAUUUAUUUAAAUGAAUUAGAGGUUUUUAAAACUCUAAACUUAAAAUUAAAAAUUGAAUUAUAUUUAUGUACUAUUUUUGGGUCUUAAUAUUUUAUUCGCUUAAAUUAGUCUGUAGUAUUUUGACGCAUACUUCUUAUGCUACAGAUCAACUUUAUCAAAGCACUUCAUUUUGCCACAUAUUUAUAACAGAGUUUCAAACAAUCAACUAGUUUAGUAAGUAGGUAAGCACUUAUACAAAUUUAUAAUACUUUAUAAAAAUGUUCAUGAUUUAGUUAAAAAAGUGAAUAAGUUGCUGUGGAAAUUUUGUGAAGUUUAAUUUGAUCGUUUAUGAUAACUUCUAAACGCAACAGAUUUAUGCUUAUAAUUAUAAUUUUUGAAAACUGUUUCAAGCUUACUUAAUUUUUGUGUAAAGAUGAGAUUCAAACAAAAAGAA